UGUUGUCACUGCUGCCUUGCCACACGUCUCUCUGACUCUCGUUCUGUACCAUCAAGCAUCGAACAGCUUCAAAAUGCAGUCUUUCGUCGUAUUCUUGACCCUCCUCGUCGGGACUGCUCUCGCCAACCCGAUGGCUGUCACGUCCGACGACCUGAAGCAACAGAACAGGGAAAUCUCAUCCAAGGAAUACCUGAAACGAGUCUUCCAGGGCUCCGACGUUGCUCUUGUCGGAAGAGACAGCCAGGACAUCGUCGAGAAGCUCAACGACCUCGGACUUCGUGAGGCAGCGACCAUCGCCAUGCAGGUCGAUCUGAGGUCGAUCAUUAGAGACGGCGACGUUUCAUCCGUCACUCUGUGCAUGCCCAGUGACAAGGCUGUCCAGAAGUGGAGGCAGGAACUCCCCGAAAGCCUUAGACCGGACAAGGAGGAGUCUUUGAAGAACCUGGUCAAGGCUUGGAUUAUUCCAGAAAGGAUCGCAUCAACGGAGAUCAGAGACAACGAGAAGGUUCAGAGCCUGAAUGGCGCCAAGCUGAGAUUCAACAUCUACCGUGAUGGCGUCAAGAAGGUGCUUACUGUUAAUGGUGCUCCCAUUGUUGAGGCCGAUGUAACAUUCGCCCAAGGACUCAUCCAGGUAGUCGACAAGGUCAUAUAUCCACUUCCGGUUGGUGACGUCAUCGAGACCUUGCGAGAUAACUUCAUAUUCUCCGUCUUCGUCGAUUUCGUGCGCCAAGCCAACCUCGUAAAUGAACUCGAAUCGGACCCCAUCACAGUUCUUGUACCAACCAUCGACGCCUUCCUAGAACUCCCAAUGGAUGUAGUCAACGACCUCGAUCGCGAUAGCGAAAAACUUCGCAACGUGCUCAAAUACCACGUGAUCUCUGACGUCAGAUAUUCUGCCUCGUUGUCGUCUGGACAACGCAUCCAAGCUUCAAAUGGAAAUGAUAUUUUCAUCACCCGAGACAAUGAUGAUCAAAUUUUCCUGAACACACUGGCUGAUCAAUCAAAAAACCCCGCAAAAGUGAUAGAGCGUGAUAUCCCCACCACCAACGGAGUCAUCCAUGUCGUCGACCGGGUCCUUCUCCCGCCUCAAAAACACUUCAUUCUCGUUUAACCCGACCUGACCAGUGAUACAGGACUGUACACCUGUAUAAAUAAGCACAUCCAAUCCCAAUAUAUGAUUUAAAUAAAAUAUAUUUCAAAAUAAUCGAAUGAUUCUGUAUUCAAAUGGCAGAAAUAAAACUACUCAUUUUCUAUAUUGCAAAACCCAAGGGUCAUGAUUAUUCAUUGAAUAAUUUGUAUCGGUGUAAUCCAUUAUGGUGUGUUUCAAGAAGCUUACAGGACAAGUCCAUCCCAACAAAGUUGAUUUGAACAAAUAUAAAGCAUAACACUGAAUUUCAUCAAAAUCGGAUGUAAAAUAGGAAAGUUAUAACAUUUAAAAGUUUUGCUAAAUUUCACAAAACAGUCAUAUGCACAUCCUGGUCGUUAUGCAAAUGAGGGGACUGAUGACGUCACUCACUUAUUUCUUUUGUAUUCUAUUAUAUGAAAUAUUGAAUAUUUCAAUUUACUCAUUGAAAGGUGAAAUAAGUUCUUCCUCCAUGAACAUGGGGAAUUACAAUUGUUCUAACAUUUUACGGUUCAGUUAAACUGGUCCUUAUUGUUAAAUCUGUAAAACUGGAAAUAUUAUGUAUUUCAAACAAUAUAAAACAAAAUAGUGAGGGACAUCAUCGACUCUCUCAUUUGCGUGUUGCCGAGUUGUGCAUAUAACUGUUUUGUGAAAAAUAUGCGAAAAUUUAAAAUGUCAUAACUUUAUUACUUUACAUCGGAUUUUGAUGAAAUUUUCAAUGCUAUUCUUGUUUGAUUUUUAUCUAAUAAUUCAAAUCAACAAUUUUCUGGGGUGGACUUGACCUUUAAUUAUGUUCAAUUUCAAAUCUAUCACGGCACACCUUACGACUGUUCGCGAUCCGAUUUUGUAACAAAUCGCAUUUUGCUCAUUUUCUGAAAAUGAAAUUGAAAAGAUUGCAAGCCUUUAUUUUGGAGUAAGAUAUUCCAAGUCUCAAUAUUAUCAUCAAAUUCCCGAUUUUAUUCUGAAAUCGGGUCGCAGACCAAUCUUAAGGCGUGUG
This is a messenger RNA of Lytechinus pictus (painted urchin), 2120 nucleotides long. RefSeq names its product periostin-like. The record is from RefSeq and is a predicted model, not a curated record. Gene Ontology annotation, molecular function: cell adhesion molecule binding. The coding region runs from base 74 to 1111 and encodes 345 amino acids. Lineage: Eukaryota; Metazoa; Echinodermata; Echinoidea; Temnopleuroida; Toxopneustidae. Gene Ontology annotation, cellular component: extracellular matrix. Gene Ontology annotation, biological process: cell adhesion; extracellular matrix organization. The transcript has 5 exons.